Cololabis saira (Pacific saury) is the source of this 4112-nucleotide messenger RNA. It is a transcript of the gene nlk2, whose product is annotated as nemo-like kinase, type 2. Gene Ontology annotation, molecular function: ATP binding; MAP kinase activity. The record is from RefSeq and is a predicted model, not a curated record. The transcript is spliced from 12 exons. Gene Ontology annotation, cellular component: nucleus; cytoplasm. NCBI's taxonomy places the organism in Eukaryota, Metazoa, Chordata, Actinopteri, Beloniformes, Belonidae. Bases 709 to 2298 code for a protein of 529 amino acids. Gene Ontology annotation, biological process: protein phosphorylation; intracellular signal transduction.
UCAGAGCGGUCUGACCGUGUUCCGUGGUGGAUGGACCGGAUCAGCUGCUGGUCGAUGCUCGGGUCUCGGCGGAUCGUCGCGGGCCUGCAGCGACCCGGAGCGUAGCGCCGUGAGCCGGGACCGUGAAGCCUCGGUGUCUCGGUGUCUCGGUGUGUCGGUGUUCCUCCCCCCGGCAGCGGCAGCAGGUAGUAAACAGGCCGAAGUUGUGGUCCCGCACGGGCUGGAUGGCGGCGGCGGCCCGGGCCUGCUCGCCGGGAACCAGCUGCCCCGCCGCGGACAAGUAGAUGCGGCUCCCCGGCCGCUGGAGCCCCCUUAGUGGGAGGAUUCACGGGCUUGAUCCCCGUGGCCACAGCGGGGAGGACGCGGGCUUCACCUCCAGGUGGCAACCCUACCUCCGGGAGAGAUCUGUCAUGAAGGAGCACCAGGGCCACUGAGGGGGGGGCGGGCUCUUCCUGACCCAUCACUUCUGUCCCGGCGUCUGGUCCUCCCACAGCAGCUGCUGGACUGAUUUUGUGGAAGUGGGUCAGGUGCGCCACCAUGUCCCACCUCUGGAGAGACUGAUCUGGUGUUGGAUCACCAGGGCCCAGAUAUGGUUUCUGUAUGAUCUUGGGGUAAGUUUCACUGAGGUGCCCCCUGGUAGCCCCCCAUCAUCAUCAUCAUCAUCCUCCUCACCUGUGGAGCGGGUUUCGGCCGGAGCCGGUUCCCUGCAUGGCUCUCUGUGGAACCACGUCCACAAAUGUCUCAAAAAUGAUGGCAGCAUACAGCGGCGGCUCUUCGGCAGUGGCGGCCCACCACCACCAUCAGCUCCAGCACCUGCCGCCCCCCCACAUGCACCACCACCACCACCACCAUCACCAUGCGGGCCAGCACCACCUGCAGCACCCGGGCUCCGCUGCCGCCGUGCACACGGUGCAGCAGCACAGCUCCACGGCUGCAGCCGCGGCAGCCGCGGUGAUGCUCAACCCCGGCCAGCAGCAGCCCUACUUCCCCUCCCCGGCCCCCGGACAGGCCCCCGGGCCGGCGGCGGCGGCCGCACCUGCGCAGGUGCAGGCCGCCGCCAUCAAAACUCACCAUCAUCAGCACCACCACCAGCAGGGGGCGCACCACCUGCAGCAGCAGCUGGACGUGGAGCCGGACAGGCCCAUCGGAUACGGGGCGUUCGGGGUGGUCUGGUCGGUAACAGAUCCCAGGGAUGGAAAGAGAGUGGCCCUCAAAAAGAUGCCCAAUGUCUUCCAGAACCUCGUUUCCUGUAAGAGGGUCUUUCGGGAGCUGAAGAUGCUGUGUUUCUUCAAACAUGAAAAUGUGCUCUCUGCUCUCGACAUCCUACAACCGCCACACAUCGACUACUUUGAAGAAAUCUAUGUGGUGACGGAACUCAUGCAGAGCGACCUCCACAAGAUCAUCGUCUCACCUCAGCCUCUCAGCUCGGACCACGCCAAAGUUUUUCUCUACCAGAUUCUGAGAGGACUGAAGUACCUUCACUCUGCUGGGAUCCUCCACCGAGACAUCAAACCUGGCAACCUCCUGGUCAACAGCAACUGUGUUCUGAAGAUCUGUGACUUUGGCCUGGCCCGGGUGGAGGAGUCCGAUGAGUCUCGGCACAUGACUCAGGAGGUAGUGACUCAGUACUACCGGGCACCGGAGAUCCUGAUGGGGAGCCGCCACUACUCCAACUCCAUCGAUAUCUGGUCUGUAGGCUGCAUCUUUGCUGAGCUGCUGGGCCGACGCAUCCUCUUCCAGGCUCAGAGCCCCAUCCAACAGCUGGACUUGAUCACAGACCUUCUGGGGACCCCCUCCAUGGAGGCCAUGAGGACGGCGUGUGAAGGCGCUCGUGCACACAUUCUCAGAGCGGCUCACAAACAGCCAUCACUUCCUGUUCUGUACACACUGUCGAGCCAGGCCACCCAUGAAGCUGUGCACCUUCUCUGCAGGAUGCUGGUCUUUGACCCGUCAAAGAGGAUCUCAGCCAAGGAUGCCUUGGCCCACCCGUACCUGGACGAGGGUCGGCUGCGCUACCACACCUGCAUGUGUAAGUGCUGCUACACCACGUCGUCCGGCCGUGUUUACACCAGCGACUUCGAGCCCGUCACCAAUCCCAAGUUUGACGACGGCUUUGAGAAGAACCUGACCUCCGUGAGACAGGUGAAAGAAAUCAUCCAUCAGUUCAUCCUGGAGCAGCAGAAGGGGAGUCGAGUGCCGCUCUGCAUCAACCCUCAGUCAGCUGCUUUCAAGAGCUUCAUCAGCUCCACGGUGGCCCAGCCUUCUGAAAUGCCUCCAUCUCCGCUGGUGUGGGAAUAAGUGCUUCUGGGAAAUCGUCCUCUUUCCCGGCGGAGGAGCUGCGACACUGGGAACAAGACAUUACUGAUCACGGCUCAUCGCGGAUCAUCACGGUAGCAUUUCACUGGAGAGCAGGACUCACAGGUCUGCUGGCCUCCAGCGACCAGGAACCCUCACAAACGUUUUUAUGUGUUAGACGGUUUGACAAUGAAAGGUGCUCAGAAGAGCAGCUGAGAACGGCCUAAACCUUCAGAUGAAGUAUCUUUAUUUAAACAUAGAUAUAUAUAUAUAUAUAUAUUAGUGCUGUCAUGUUCUUCAGCAACAUUAACAUGGUCUCCUGUGUGUCAGUGGUUGAUCAAGCCGACCCCUCACCAUCACCACGCUUCCAGUUACGUACCGUUUCUGUUGCAGACUAUACACAUGCUUUUACAUCCUCUCGUAAGUCACUAUGAGGCGCCACCAGGUCAUCCUUUACCUUCACAGAGGUCUGCUGGAGUCCACCCCAGUUCUCUUCACGUGAAAGACCAGUUCCCAGGUGACCAGUCCAUCACCGGUCCACAUAUGGCACUUUUCCACUAGUACCUACUCACCUCGCCUCCACUCGGUUUGGUUCUUUCCCACCAGGGGUCUAACGUACCAAGUAAUUACUUUUUCUGUAACUAUUCUGCCGAGGUUCUAAGCUGCUGAGUCGGCUGUAUCUGACAUCAUCACACUACAGGCCACCGAUUGGUCGGGGGGUUGGAGUCAGACGUCUGAGUCAGGAGGAGGAAAUCAGAGAAAGAGACUCUGACGGAUUCUUGUUCAUUUUAUUCCAACAGCAACAGCAGCAAAAGUCUGUUUGGUGAUCCAACUCUGAGGUGCAGAUGUUUAUAAACCUGGUGCUGAGGAGAGAAUUAAAAAGGGAUCUAGACGGAGAUAAGGAACGACCAGAUCCACCAGGAGCUCUGUCUCUUCAUAGCUGCUCACGGCUCCAGCUGACUUUUCAGCAGCACCGAGACAAACUAACAAAAUUAAAGCGUAAACGCUUGAAGCUUCUCUCACUCUCAUUUUUUUUAACUAGAUAUCAAACACAAGUCACAGAUCCAGCAGCACAUCUAUCAUCUCCUCCAGGUUCUACAUCUUUAGUGUUGUCUUCUUCAUUUAGAUCACACAAUCAAAUACGUCUCAGCAGCUUUGCUCCAACCUCCUACUUCUGCUCCAGGUGCUGAAUUGUUAUGGAAAAGAAACCAGGCCGAGUAGAGAUGAGUAGAGCUGAGUAGGUAUUAGUGGAAAAGCGCCAAUAGAGACAAACACCCAACGCACACUCUCAGCUGAUUUAGACUCAGCAGUCAACCUGACGCUCAUGUUUCUGCGGGAUGAAACCAGAGUAGCUGGAGAAAACCCUCAGAAGCUCCGGGAGAACAUGGACGAUCCUGCUGGGAGUCCAACCAGGAACCAGCUAGAUGUGGGGUAGCAGAGCACCAGGCCCUCACACCAGCCUCAACGGCCAGAGUUAGGAGAAAUACAGUGAGCAUCUCUAAUGUAGACCCCAAAGAAAAACAUCUAAGAACGUCACUGAGAAGAGCUGAAGUUAGGACGUCUGUGUUGAGAUCUGAGGGGGUUCCUUGAAAGGUUUUUCAUGUAAAUGUCCGUGGAAACGGGGCCUCAGUGAUGUCCCUCGGCGUCGCCCAGACACACGAACACCUGCAACCACAGUUACGGAAGCUCCAGUCUGGAACCGCGUGGAACCUCUUGAAGGGAAGGCUCGGCUGCUGAGUUUAAAGUUCUGUUUAAAGAUGUGAUGUUGGUCAGGUUUGAACAGACCAACAGAUAAAAGGCUUUUCACUCGUGAUGAA